Messenger RNA from Stomoxys calcitrans (stable fly), 2125 nucleotides. RefSeq lists its product as uncharacterized. The coding region runs from base 113 to 1105 and encodes 330 amino acids. The transcript is spliced from 3 exons. Lineage: Eukaryota; Metazoa; Arthropoda; Insecta; Diptera; Muscidae. The record is from RefSeq and is a predicted model, not a curated record.
CAUCGUAAUUGAAAAGUAUGUGAAGCGGGUAAUCAUCAUUCGUUGGCUGGAUUUUGAAGGGCUCGAAAAAUAAUUUAAAUCAUCUGACUCUCGAAGACGAUUCGAUUUUUAAAUGGGAUCCAGAACAAGUAAAAUACAAGAUAUAGAUAUAGACAGCAUGGACCCACGCUCUCCCAGCGGUUGCAGUAGAACACCCAUACAAGUUCCUCAAAGUAUUCCGCUUGUGGCGACUGACUUGAAAUCAAACUCUGAAAACCCUUUGGAGGUUCUGCGUAAACGAUUCUUUAAAGGUUUUACGUAUAAUAUUAAUGAUCCGAGAUCUCCCAGCCUCAAUUUGAACAGAACUCCAUUGAUUUUUGAAGACUCCCUCGAGAGAACAUUGAAUCUGGAUGACACUUUUGCCAAUUUAUUUGCUAGUAAUAAUGUUCUUAGUGUACUGCCCGCUGGUGACUGUGAUGAUAUCGAAAUGGCAGAGAGCAGUAAAUCAUUGCCGCAACCAGUUCAGAGUGCGAUAACACCUACGUCUCCGACCUGUGAUCAAAAAAUUGAUCCUCGUUCGCCUUCUAUAGGUAUCGAACGUACACCAAUUAUUUUCAAUGAUGACGAUGCAAGCGAGGAAUUCAUUCUCGAAAAUAUUUUAUCAACUUUAACGCUAAACCUGAACGAAAGUAAUAAGAGCAACAGUAUUGUCUCGCUGAGUGCUACAGAAAUUCAAGUUCCUGCUGAUGAAAAGAAAGAAGCUACUCGUAGGCCUACGAAUAGGCCACUAGAUCGUGUUAGACACGGCAAAAAGGCAAAUGCCAAAAGUCUUAGCCGUAGACAAAAACGGGUGUUUUGUCAGAGGAUUUACGAAGACAGUGAAAACCUGUCAUCUACUCCUCAUUUGAAAGCGACCAAUACAAAUGUUGAUUCCCCAAAAGGGAAACGCACGCCGUUGGGUUGCAUCAGAAAUAGCUCUCAAGCACGAUCCCGGUCGGUAGAAACUGCAAUACGUGCGACGAAAACACCUUUACGCCUACAAAGUUUUGAUGAUACUUUGAAUCCUAAAGAGAACACCAAGGUUUCAGGUAUCAACAUUAUAUCACAGGAUUCUGUAGUACUUUAAGUGAACUUUUUAUAAUUAAAUUAGCCCACAACAUUUUUCAGUUUGCGAUGUUAGACCGGCAAGCAUACGUAUUUAAUUUAGCCUUUAAACAUAUUUCUCCAAUACAAACUUUCCUUUUUACUUUAUUAUUUUUUAAUUUCUCGUAUUUCGAUUUUUCAAACGAGAUGUUACCUUUUAUAGUUUUUCUAUCAUAUGCAUAUAUAUUUUAUUACUUGAUUUUAAAAGGAUUAAUUUUAAAUCUGGUAGCAUUGUGUUCUGUAUUUAACCUUACUUUCACUUUUCGAAAACUUUUCACUUUUCCGCUGCCAAAAUUACCUUUCUGUGAUAGCGGCGAAAAACAAUUUUUCGAAUUCACGUUCAAAAAAUCAAAAUAUGUUUUUCUGCAUAUGCUUUGCAGAUUUUAAAAGGAUUCAUUUUAAAACUGGUAGCAUUGUGUUCUGUAUUUAACCUUACUUUCACUUUUCACUUUCCCGCUGCCAAAAUUACCUUUCUGUGAUAGCGGCGAAAAACAAUUUUUCGAAUUCACGUUCGAAAAAUCAAAACAUGUUUUUUCUGCAUAUGCUUUGCAGACUGUAAUGUAAACAAACAUUGCUUUUAACCGUUUUCUCAAAUAACAAAAAGAAAAGUAAGAAAUAAUUAUCGCCAGUUUAAACACCAUUCCUAAAACUAAACAAAAGUCAACAUCCAAAUGUUGUUCUUUCGAGACGAGCCCAAUGAACAUAAAGUGAUGUAAUUGUAAAAAUAUAGCGGAAACAAAUAAUAAACCUACCAACUAUUGGUAAUCAAGUGUUUAUAUGUGUUUACAUAUAUUUUUUCAUCGUAAAUUAAAACAAUUUUGUUUGUAUUCCCUGCAAAAAAAUGGUGAAAAUUUCUCACAUUUUCAGGGGAGAAAAGGGCCGCCGAACAACUCAAAGUGAAAAGUUUUCGUUUCACAAGCUAAAUUAAGUUUCAGAACACACCCGAUAGUAAUCUUUACUAAACUACAUUUUUCAAUAAAAUGUUUCGCUGGGUGGUAAGAAA